Cercopithifilaria johnstoni is the source of this 762-nucleotide messenger RNA. The record is from the annotation of a GenBank genome assembly. Lineage: Eukaryota; Metazoa; Nematoda; Chromadorea; Rhabditida; Onchocercidae.
AUGAUUUCUGUGAUGAACGGUAUCAACAAUCCGGCAUCGUUCGGCUUCUCCGGAAGUUUUAUGGACAAACCGUUUUAUCAGAAAUUUGCCACUACUUACGUUGCAACGCCAGCUUCUGUAGCUGCAGUUGCAACCAUAGCUGCUGCAACAGCCGCAUCAUCUUCAAGUAUUUCAGUAUCAAGUGCGACAAACGAAAACGACAGGACUGGUACCCCACCCGCACUUGCAACAAGUUCAUCUUCGCAAGUAAUGAAUGUGAUGAGUAGUAUACCCGGCACGCACCAUGCUCAUGCCGGACACUCCCAGCAUUAUCCUUAUGGCUGUGACUGGACAUCUCCUCAUCAAGCUGCCGCUGCUGCUCAAGCUGCACAUCUCUCUGCGCAACAAGCUGUGGUACAACAGGCUGCUGCUGUUGCGGCUAAUGUUGCUUCUGUUUCUUCCGCUUCCGCAUCAUCCUGUGUGCCAUCGUUAGGUUCUUCAGGGGUACCAUCACCAAAUGCUGUAGCCAAAGCUGCUUUUCUUUCACCGUCAACUGCAACCGGUUUCGAUAUGAUGAAUCCAAUGUGUCAAGCAGAUUUUUACGGGUCUAAUUUUCAUGCAGCUCAUGCAGCAGCUGUAGCCACCGGGCAUACAUGGGCCUACGGUUAUCCGCAACAGUAUCCUUUUGGUGCACAUCCAUAUCCAGGAAGUAUGGUAGCUGAUAUGACUGGCUUAGCAGCACAGACAAUUACGGUAUUUACAAUUGAACCCUACCUUGUAUAA